UUGUAGCUUGGUGUUUCCUUAAAAUCGCGAUUCGCUGACUAAACACACAUUUCGUAUUUCCAUCAAUAUGUGACUGUGUAAUCUCAGAAAAUACCCGUUUUGCUUGGCACGGCUCUAACGACCACGGGACGGGGGAGUUCGAGGAUGAAGGGACGUGUUGCGCAUGCGCCGUGAUCAACAUCAACAUCACGGAGAGAAAGGUGAUGGCGGAUGAUGGAAGGGAAGAGUCGCUGGGGACUGACGAUGAUUCAGACCAAACGGGAGCGGAUGGCAGCUUGAACAACACUAUGGUGGAAGAGGGCUCGACCCUCAUGCGCAGGAUGGAGAUCUGCGUAGCUGAGGCCGAGAAGAGGAGCGGCAAAAAUGCAGUGAGCAUGCAGGAGACGUUCACUGUGUACCUGAUCGAAACAAGGCCAAUGGAUGCAGUCGCUGAAGGCCAUAACCCAGCCCCCGACUGCCUGUGGAGGAGGUACAGUGAGUUUGAACUGCUGCGGAACUACCUGAUAGUUACCUAUCCGUACAUUGUGGUACCUCCUCUGCCUGAGAAGAGGGCAGAGUUUGUGUGGCACAAGCUGUCUGCAGACAACAUGGACCCUGACUUUGUGGAGCGACGCAGGGUUGGACUCGAGAACUUUCUUCUUCGUGUGGCUUCUCAUCCAGUCCUCUGCAAUGACAAGAUCCUCUGCUACUUCCUCACUGAGGAGCAUGGCUGGAAAGAAGCGGUGUACGAGACAGGAUUUCAGGCAAAGGCUGAUUCCAGGCUCAGGGCUCUCAGUGCCACCUUCAGAGUGAGGAAUCCAGAUAAAUGCUUCAUGGAGAUGAAGCAUUACAGCGAUGAGCUGCAGUCUCACACAUCUCAGCUGCUCCGAGCACGAGCAAGGGUUGCUGACCGACUGUACGGUGUUUUUAAAGUUCAUGGAAACUAUGGACGAGUCUUCAGUGAGUGGAGUGCCAUUGAAAAAGAGAUGGGAGAUGGACUGCAAAGUGCGGGUCAUCAUAUGGAUGCAUAUGCUGCUUCAAUAGAUGAUAUCCUAGAAGAGGAGGAACACUAUGCAGACCAGCUGAAAGAAUAUCUUUUCUAUGCCGAAGCUCUGAGGGCAGUGUGCAGGAAACAUGAGCUGACCCAGUUUGAGCUGGAGAUGGCCUCGCAGGAUCUCAUCUCGAAGAAGCAGCAGCGUGAAGAGCUGGCUACAGGGAUCGUGCGGACAUUCUCCUUCAAAGGCAUGACCAACAAGCUUUUUGGACAAGAAGCACCUGAGCAGAGGGAGGCCAGGCUGAAGCUGCUGGAGGAUCUGAUAGCAGAGGGUGAAGAGACUGUCAAGGAGAAAACGAUUGAGCGCGCAGAGCACGUGGAAAAGGCCUGGGUGGAUAUCCAGCGCUUCAAGGAGCAGAAAGACAAAGACCUACGGGAAGCUCUCAUCAACUACGCUGUCAUGCAGAUCAGCAUGUGCAAGAAGGGAAUCCAGGUUUGGAGCAAUGCCAAGGAAUGUUUCCUCAAGAUGUGAGGCUGAGGAAAUAUCCCGAAGAUUUUCUCCCUCUAGGAUGAUUCUGGGAAAACGACGCCAGGCGGUGGAUCAUUCAAAGACCUGAACACUGGAGUGUAAUAUUCCCAGACUUAACUGAGACGUUUUUCUAACUUUAAACUGGUGCUUUGCUUCUUUCAGUUUUUAAAGCUGGAUAACUGCUGAUGGGAUGAGUGAGUAUGCUUUGGGGCAGAUAAAGUCAUGUUUGGCAAAGAAAUGUAAGAAUACGUGGUGUUUAGAUCCACACAUAAACCUUGGUGGAAUCUCAGGCACCUUUGUUUUAUCCACUUUAUGAGUUCAAAUUCUGCAUUGGACCAUCCCAUAGGUUUGAUUUAUGUUGAAACCUUUCAACUGAACCAAAGUGCAGUUUGUUUCAUUUUUGUGAAAGUAAAGUAGCAUAAACAUAGUGAAACGAUAAAGUAACUUCACCUGAUAACUGAUGAUUCCAAACCUUCCCCUGGAUUUUGUGCCUUUUGAAGCAUUUUUAAUGUUUGUGUGACACAGACUGAGGUUGGAUGAGUGAAAUACAAGAAUAUUAUUGAUGUGCUUUUAAUCACUAACGAGCAGCUGUGUCUUUAUGUAGCGCUUUUGCAGUUAAUGAAUGCAGCCUGCUAACUAAGCUUGCUACUCGUAGUUGCAGCAUUCCUCGCAUUCCAGUCUCUCUUUUUUCUCCGUUUUUCUACAUGGAAGCAGAAAAACAUCAAAAUCAGUUGAUUUUAUCUACAGUCUUGAAUAAAUGUUUACAGGGAUGUGUAUUUUGCCAUGUGGAAUAAUAAAACUACAGCUCACACUGCUAAAGUUGCCUUUCCAUCAUGUCAGACAUUCCUGUCAUAUAUCUCUCAUUAUAUCUCAGUGGGGACCAGUGCUACCAGGCAACAGUGUGUCAUGUUUUUUCUUGGUCUGAACCAACUGAACUACACGUGUGAAGGGAGCUGAUUGGUCAGAAUAUUGAGGUUAUAUAAAGCACAUGUAUUGGACUAAUGAAGCCAGAGUCCAUGUUGUACUGUACAAAUACAAAAUGUUAAUUUUAAAACAACCAAAGUCACAUUACGUUUUCUCUUGCUCUGUCUGUAAAAGGAAGAGGCUGCAGGAUGUUGAAGUAGCGACAACACAUACGUGCUUAACAAUUUAUUAGACCACCACCCAAUGUGAGGUGUGUGCCACAGCUAACGGGUAGAUUAACGACUAAUUACCGAAAUCCUUUUUAGAUUUCUGCUAUGGUUAAUGCACACGUAUGCACAAGCUCUUUAACUGAAACAAUCGUUUUUAAUGCUGAUAUAUUUUUUUUUUUCCAUGAAAUUUUAAACUAAUAUUUUUUUCCAAAAGAACAACCAAAAAAAUGUUAAAUACUAAAAUUGUCAACUAAUUUUUUGACAAUGCAAAAUUGCAGUUAUUCACUUUUGUUCCUUAACAGAAAAAAUGUUUUAUUGUUUGAAUUUGAUGCUUAAUACAUUUGUACGUUCCUGCGCUGGCUCAAAUUUAUGACAGGUCUAAUAAAUGUGUUGAGCUCUGUAUGAUAUCCCUCUGGGAUCAAUAAAGUCUCUCUGAUUCUGAUCUAACGAUAUCUUUGACUGAAACUCUCUGAAGGUUUUCUCUUUUGUUAUUUAAACGACAUGUGAUUUGUUGGAAAUGCUUGCCAGCACUAAAAGCUUUGUGAGUGCGAUGUUUCCUUUUGAAGCUGAGUGAAGGUGUAGCCCCUGUUUGGUCUGUUUGAAUAAAAAGGGUUGACACUGCAAA
Messenger RNA from Haplochromis burtoni (Burton's mouthbrooder), 3260 nucleotides. RefSeq names its product sorting nexin-4. Gene Ontology annotation, molecular function: phosphatidylinositol binding. Lineage: Eukaryota; Metazoa; Chordata; Actinopteri; Cichliformes; Cichlidae. Gene Ontology annotation, biological process: protein transport. Bases 204 to 1505 code for a protein of 433 amino acids. The record is from RefSeq and is a predicted model, not a curated record. The transcript is spliced from 14 exons.